AUGAUUCCACGAGCGACUCGCCAUCAAAUGAUUCCACGAGCGACUCACCAUCAAAUGAUUCCACGAGCGACUCGCCGUCGACUGAUUUCACAAGCGACUCGCCGCCAACUAAUUCUACAAGCGACUCGCCAUCACAGUCGGAUGCAAAAGGCACGAGUUCGGCAGUUCCGUUAUCGUAAUCUCGACGUAUCAAUGCCCUGCCACAAUAAUGUGCUGUAUCUGAUUGUACAAUUCUUGGAGACUAAUGGACUCUAUGCCAGCUCGUUAGCGUUGCAACAGGAAAGCGGAGUAGAUCCUUCUUGGUUGCGAGGAGUAUCACAUGAGGUUGCGCUAUUACGGCGCUGGGUCUUUGCUGGCGAUGUGAAAAGAGCUCGAGCUUUGCUAUUGCCUUUAGCGACUGUGGAUUUCGUGUCGGAGGAAUUAAAAACUGCGCUGUCAGCUCUUAACGAGCUGGAUAUGGUCAUGAAAAGUGAAUUGCAAGAUUCAAUGCACUCAAGACUCGCACAAGCCAAGUUAAAUUGCUUUCGAAAACUAGUCCCUCUAUUUCGAGGACCUUUCAGUAUGGAGGAGAGCGAUGUUCAAAACUAUGUGGCAAUGCCAAAAGAUCAACUGUUAGGACUUAUUGAUGAUGCAAUUCGACUUCAUCGGCAAAAAGGAGAAAAUGCAGCGCAGAAUUGUAUUACAGUGGCAUGUAAUAGUUACGACAAGGUUACAGUUGGUAGGGAGCAGGAAGUCAGUGACAUUCUGCUAAUAGAUACACCACAUGAUGUUGUGGCGAGCGAAGAGAAUUCGAUUGUUUCUGUGGGGCACUCAGCGGAAUGGAUGACAUUGCUCAAAAAGCAACACAAUCCGAUAGCUUUGUCAAUUCAGUUGAGCACUAGUCAAUGGCAAGGAGUUGGUGGCUAUAUUGAUGGAGAGGAUACAAAAAAUGAGAUGAGCACUGCAGAUGUUGCUGUGAGCUGUGAGAUUGAUGUAAAGGAAGUUCAGGAUGCAGCAGUGAACUGUGGACUAAAUGUAAAAGAGUUGAUAGAUGUUGGGGUCAGUUGUAGAUUAGAAAGCAAGACAGUUGAUGCCGCAGUGAAUUGUGAAUCGAUUGAGUGGAAGAGCGAAGCGAUUCAAACAGAAAGUGUACAAGUAAUAAACAAAGAUGAAAACCAGGUGCUAGGACGAACUGAAGAAACGAGUAACCAUCAAACGCAGAGAGGUCCAAUCAUUAUAGCAGGAGUGCAUGUUGACGAAGAGGAGUAUGGGAGAGUAAAUUUCGAGAAUCACGGUAAUCAACGAGACACUAAUUUCCAGCGUUUGCAAAGCUCUAAUAUGUCAAUCAAGAAUGUCACAACCAGUGAGACCAACAUCAGUCAUUGCGAUGCAGAUGUCACUAUGCCUCUAGAAAUGAACCAAUUCGAGUCGAGUCAGAUGUUUGUUGAGAAAGAUCCUUUACUGAAAAACGACAAUUGGUCAAAUUUACAUCGAACGUUCAGUGUUGAAGCGAACUAUCAUGUCGAAGAUUCGAAUUUAAGAAGAAUUCCGAAGUGUUAUGAUGAGCUGACGCUGGACCAUGUGGUUUGUGCAGAAGUCGUAGCCGAAGUAAAGGAGCCCCAAGCCGUGCGUGCGCUUGAUGUGCAUCCUUCAGGAUCUCAUCUCGCUGUUGGCACGAACGCACGUGCGUUACGAAUUUUUACCUUGUCGAGUCCUUUACACCAUCAUCAAUUUUCGUGGUCGCCAUCUCGUAACAUGAUACUCCCACUGUUGCCAGUUGCUCUUGAGCGACACAAAUAUCACGAUUCGGGGAUUUAUUGUCUCGCUUAUAAUCCUCAUUUAAUUGGUCAGAUGAGUGCUACGUCAAUGGUUGCAUCAGGAGCAGCAGAUGGGUCGGCAAAGGUGUUGAUCUUGAAUCAUACCGCAUUUGUGCAAAAUACAAAUCAGGAGAUUUGGGUCCAGCGAGGUGACAACAAUGGGUAUUUGGGUAAAACUCGGGCACUUCACUUUUCAUCGCCGCAUUUGCUAUGGAUCACUGCAACAGCUGAUCGUCGCUUGUGUUGCUGGGAUAUUCGGAGAACUCACAAAAACGAGAAAUCGGGCCUUGUUCAAACGCUAGAUGGUCAUGUUGGAGAAAUUCAAGCUAUUGCCAUGCCCCAUCCAGAAACUUCAGCGUCAACUAGUACUUUGCUACUAAGUGCAGCACUUGACAGAACCGUGCGGCUCUGGGAUACUCGUAGUCGACGCUGUGAGCGUUUGGUGACGUCGGAAGCCCACGCUGCCUUCUCUUUACAUUUUCAUCCAAAAAAUGACAAACUUAUCGUUUCUGGCCAUCAAGAUGGCAGCGUGGCUUUAUGGGAUCUGCGGGCUACAGCACGAGAUGCAUUGCAGCGGAUGAUACCACAUCAAGACGAGUGUCGAUCAGUGCGUUGGUCUCCUGGAGGCCAAUGGCUACUUAGCGCGGCCUUCGAUGGAACACUCUGUGUCACGCAAGCAUCUCGCUCGCUACUCCAGCCGUUAGCUAGCUACCACAAACAUUAUGGUAAAGUAUUGCAAGCACAAUGGCAUCCAAAUGAACCCGCAUUUGUGUCCUCUGGUGCAGAUAAACGGGUCAAACUUUGGACUUUUGGGUAA
This is a messenger RNA of Plasmopara halstedii, 2613 nucleotides long. RefSeq names its product WD40 repeat protein. The coding region runs from base 1 to 2613 and encodes 870 amino acids. The record is from RefSeq and is a predicted model, not a curated record. Gene Ontology annotation, molecular function: protein binding. The transcript has 3 exons. Lineage: Eukaryota; Oomycota; Peronosporomycetes; Peronosporales; Peronosporaceae.